CGUACUAGCUAGCUAUCUAGCUUCGUCCGUGCAUUUUCUAUGACACAGAUCUGACUAUAUCGGCUCACUGGAACUGACCACACAACUGCUAGUACCAAGGUGGUCGGAUUUGAAAGACGAUUACCGAUUUUUAGUAGGAAAUGACACAGAGGCCUUACAGAUACAUGUGUGCUUUUGUCGCAUCUCUAAUCUGCGCUCUGUGAAAGAGAAGCAGCGAGAUCUGGAAACACAUUUGUUUCCGCGGUGAGUAAUAACUACCUCAGCUAACCGAAGGAAACAACAAGAACUUCGAGGAGGAGGCCAGCAAAGUUUCCUAUAGCAGUCCUCAUCAGCUGGCUUCUCACCGCCCCAUGAGCCACACAUACACAAUGUGUGAAGAGGAUCUCUGACGGACUGGUUCUGUCUGCCCUCAGCUCCACUCUGCUCCUAACACACAGCACAAAGGCUGUCAUCGGAGAGAGGAAGUGACAAGGAACCAUUGUCCUACUCGAGAACAGUUUUUGUGUCUUUUUAUUUUCACACUCCUUGCUGUUGACCAGUUUCGCAUUUUUCCAAAUUCAUUGGUUUGUUUUUGCUUACAGCUUUUAAAGAUUUUCUAUUUUUAUUAGAGGUCUAUCCGGAAAAAAGGCAUCUAUACAUAUAUUGUGUAUGUUAUACAAAGAAGACAUUUUUCUGGGUCCAGUUGAGUGAAAGGUUGUGCACUUUGAGAUUUAUCUGGACUAAAUCUUGUCUUGGAAUAACAGUGAAUUGUAGAGCAUUGCCCAGGUUAUUUUCUAUUUUUUUUUUUGCUGUUUCCUCAUAAACCAGUCACUUUUUCUUUUAGGCUAAAAGUGUUGAAAGAGUUGAAGGGUGCAUUUUUGCCAGUUACCUUUGCUUGCUUUUGUCCACCGUGAGCUGCAGCAGGGCUGCACAUUAACAUUGUCAGCAAGUCUUUACCCUAUUCUCUCUUUGCAUCUCUUUUACAGCUGCAAGGCAUAUUGAGAUGAGCCUCUGGCAGAUGGAACCCUUAAGUCGUCUUUUUACAUAACUACAUAAAAAGUCUAGCACUAUUAGGUGGAUUAGGUUGUUGUUUGUGAAAGAGAGCGAGCUUCUGGCUAGCUGAAACCCGGAGCUUCCAGAGUCUGCCCGACACUUAUGUAUUGUUGUAGUGUGCAGGAAAGUAAAAUGGACUACAAGCGGCGCUUUUUGCUAGGCGGGUCCAAGCAGAAAGUGCAGCAGCACCAGCAGUUCCAGAUGCCUGAGCUGAGCCGGACCCUCAGCGCCCCCCUGGGCUCUACCUGCUCCCCCACCUCCCCAAUGAGUGUCUCCACCGGGGUGGGCAUGCCUGGCAGCUGCCACCCCCCUCAAUCCAAUGCUACCACCGCAGUCGCAGACAUCCAGCAGGGCAUCUCCAAGUACCUGGACGCGCUUAACGUGUUCUGCCGGGCCAGCGCCUUCCUCACGGACUUGUUCAGUAGCGUGUUCAGGAACUCUCACUACUCAAAAGCAGCUAUGCAACUGAAGGACGUGCAGGAACACGUCAUGGAGGCGGCCAGCCGGCUGACUGCAGCAAUAAAACCAGAGAUUGCCAAGAUGCUGAUGGAGCUGAGCGCUGGGGCCGCCAACUUCAAAGACCAGAACGACUUCAGCCUGCAGGAUGUGGAGGUGUUGGGCCGGUGCUUCCUGACAGUGAUGCAGGUGCACUUCCAAUUCCUAUCCCAAGCCCUGCAAAAGGUGCAGCCUGUGGCCCAGUCAUGCUUGGCGGAGGCCCUUGCCCAGGCGCAGGAACGACGCAGCAGUGCCCGCUCCCAGAGCUCCUGUCCUGGGCCCCUCUCUGAGCUGGAGGAGGCAUCCAGAUCAUGGAAGUGUGCAGCAGAGGCCACAGGGCGUCUGAGGGAGAGGGGCCGUGACGGCUGCCUGGCAGGCAUCCAGGUGCAGCAGCUCUUCUGCUCCAACAAUCCUAACAUCCCCGAUCACCAUCUGAAGGAGCUCAACGUGAAGAUCGACAAUGCCUUACAGGCUUAUAAAGCAGCACUAGAAAGUAUGGGCCACAGUGAAUAUGCACUGAAGGCGGGCUUUCACCUUAAUCCCAAAUCUGUGGAGGCAGCUUUACAGGGUUGUUGCAGUGAGGCUGAGGCCCAACAGGCUGGCAGGAUGCAGACCAUCUCCCAGCCCAUUCAGUGUGAGCUGCCCACCAUCCCAGUGCAGAUUGGAUCCCACUUCCUCAAAGGCGUGUCCUUCAAUGAGUCCGCUGCUGAGAACCUCAAACUUAAAACACACACCAUGUUGCAACUCAUUAAAGAAGCAGUGGGGCAGAAUGGAGUCACCCCCCGGGAUGAUUCCCCGGUCACUGAGGUCCUCAACCAGGUCUGCCCUUCCAGCUGGAGAAUGGCCUGCAAGACUGCCGUUCAGUUACUGUUCGCUCAGGCAGGACUGGUGGUUGUUGACACCGCGCAGAUUGAGAACAAGGAAGCCUACGCUCCACAGAUCACCCUGGAGGGCUCCAGGGUGGUGGUUCAAGUACCCUCCACAUGGUGCCUGAAAGAGGACCCAGCCACCAUGUCUCUGCUGCAGCGGAGUCUGGACCCUGAGAAGACACUGGGCCUGGUGGAUGUGCUAUAUACAGCCAUAUUUGACGUCAAUAGGUGGAAGGAGGGCAAAGAACAGGCCUUGCCCACCAUUCAAAUGCAGUUACAGAGGGAGAGCCCUGAUUAUGGCAUGCAAACAGACCUGCCUCCUGGAAAUGGCACCAAAGCCUCCAGUGGCCUGCCCAAAACCAUCUCCAAGCUCACUUCCAAGUUCACCAAAAAGGCCUCGUCCAGCUCUGUGUCCAGCGGUGGUGGGGGCAGCUACUCCAUCCCCAGCACCCCGUCUCGUAGCACGCUCUCUUCCAGCAGCAGCUCUGAAGACAAGCACUUCAAGAGCCUGGGCCAUGCUGUAGACGGGAGACUGCAGAGCAUCUUACAGCUGGGCAGCCUGUCCUGUCCCCCGGACCCAAGCCAGCCCCAGAACGGCUCCGUGUGUGAUGACCAGGGCAUGAACCUCCCCACUGACCAGGAGAUGCAGGACGUCAUUGACUUUCUCUCAGGUUUCAACAUGGGCAAGUCCCAGCAGGCCUCCCCUCUGGUCAAGAGGAGGAACUCUGUGGCGUCUGCCAACACUGCCGAGCUGAAGCCUCAGAGCGGAGCCAGCGACCGAACCGCAACCUCCCAGGCCGUCUCCCACAGUUCCCUGCAGCCCCCUUCACAGAGCAUGACCCAGCAGCAACCACCACCGCCGCCACAACAGCCACCGCCACAUCAGCCCUCCCAGCAGGCACUGCAGUACUACCAACACCUUCUCCAGCCAAUUGGUCAGCAGCAGCAGCAGCAUGCUCCACCUCAGCUGCCCUCCCAACAACCUCCACCCCAGGUUCUCCCCCAGCAGAGAGUGCCAAGCAAGUGGCUGAGUGGCUCCAGCCAGCAGCAGCAGCCCCCUCCCCCAGCUGGACUCUCUCCCCUGGGGCCCAUCGGCCAGUGGGGCUCACCCGGUCUCCCGGACCUGAGCUCAGACCUGUACAGCCUAGGGCUGGUCAGCACCUACAUGGACAGCGUCAUGUCUGAGAUGCUGGGUCAGAAGCCACAAGGUCCCCGUAACAACACGUGGCCUAACAGGGACCAGAACGAGGGGGUGUUUGGGGUGCUGGGAGACACCUUGCCCUUUGACCCUGCGGUUGGCUCUGACCCAGAGUUUGCACGUUACGUUGCCGGGGUCAGUCAGGCCAUGCAGCAAAAACGGCAGGUGCAGCACAUCCGUCGCCCCAGCAACACCCGUGGCAACUGGCCCGUCCCUGAUGAGCAGCACAGGACCUGGUCCCACCCAGAGUACUACAGCGAGGGGGAGGCGGUCAACAGCAGUUGGUCAGCCAAUCAGGGAGACUCUGCAAGCUCCAGUGAUGAGACAUCAUCAGCCAAUGGAGACAGCUUGUUCUCCAUGUUCUCUGGGCCUGACCUUGUUGCAGCUGUCAAACAAAGAAGAAAACACAGCUGUGGUGAGCAGGAGGUGUGUACCCUGCCCUCUCCACCCCUCCAUCACUUAGGGGAUGAUAACAGUCAGGAUAGCAAAACUAAAACAUGGCCACCGAAGGCCCCAUGGCAGCACUCUGCUCACACCCAACACAACACCAUGCCCAAUCCAAGUUCUUCCUUGUACCAGAUGAACAUCCCCUCCAGCCAAUGGAGCGACUCAAUGCAGAUGUUGCAGUCUCCAGUAUGGUCCACUGCCAGCGACUGCUCUCCCUCUACCGGGAUCUCCUCUGGCUUCUCUCCCUACACCCAGCAACAACAACAGCAGCAGCACAAACCCAUCAGCAAGGGCUUUAAAUCCUUUCCCAUUAAACAUGAGCACAGGCCUUCCUACCUUCACCAAUACUGAUACAGACCAAACAAAAGAGUCUGUUGGAAGGAUAGAAUACCUGUAGCUUUGUUACUGAAGCAAGUACAGCUGAGACCAUUAGUAACAUCAGUUACCGUUAGUAAUGUUGCCCUUUUGGAAUAACCAGUCAAUUGAAAACAAGUCUCUCUAAAUGUGUAUUUUAAGGCAACAUUGCAUUGUUCACACUGGCCUAACAUUUUGUAUGUAUUUUUCCAUUUUCAAAGCCCCAAAUUUAAAAAGGUUUUCAACUGCCAUGUAAAAGCUGUGAGCAAUGCAUGUGUCAUGCUGGCAGCAGUUAGUCCAGUGGUUGCGUCUCUCCCUGUGACAGUUUGUGCGCUGACUGUGUUUCCUCAGACAAGAGCUUGAGACGUGCGCCCAUCAUCCACUGCUUCUGCAGCAGUCAAUGUGUUACAGAGAGGACUUUAAGGUGCAGGGGAGGGCUUUAAACGAGACACUCCGGUUUCCUCUUAUAAUUAUACUGUGUCUACAUAGCUGUAACUGCCAAAUCUCAUGUAAGAUGACGACUCGGACUACAGCUAAUAACUUCUGUUCCAUUGCUUGUAAAUUAAAAAAUAAAUAUAAAUAAUAAUUUACUUCUUUUUAUUAAGAGGCUUUGAGCAGGCUCAGCAUCACUAUAAUAAUUGCAGAGGUGUAAUUUGAAAGAAAUACACUACUUUUUCAACAACUGACAGAGUAAAAAAAAUAUAUAAUAAAAAGCAGCAACUAUGUGCCAUGUUGGUAUUAAUAGCACUUCCAGAAUAUUAUUUUCCAACCAAAGUGUUGUUCAGAAGGUGAAUGGUGCUGAAGAGAUAAAUGAGGAGUAUGACAUUAUUGUAUCAAUCAAUAAUAAAGAGCCCUAGUCUGUUAGGGGAUUAAUUUCCUUUUCUUUCCCUAAUUGGCAGAAUUACACUAACUCCUACACCUAUCGUUUGUUUCUUUAAAAUACAAUAUUUUCGUGUACAAAGAUUGACAGUAUUAAUCUUAUUUUUGUAUUUUCUUACGUUAUACCCAUUGCUAUAUGUUAGUAUAAUAUAGGCAUAUAAAACAUUUUUUCCCAUGAUGUGAAAAGCACAUUUCUUUCUUUACUACAGAGUUUACCUACACCAUAUACCGUAUAUCUAAAGGUUACCAAAUAUGCCAUUAUAAACACUAAAACAUUGUGUGAGUAGGGUAUUUUUGAGCCCAUGUUUCUUCAGUUUCUAUGGCUAUGGGCUGUGUUUAAAUGCCCAGAAUGUUAACUUUGUGAUGUUUGCUGAUGCCAAUGUUGCCUGUAUUUAUGACAUGACACCAUGUUUUCUGAAAACUAACAUACUUACCAUGUUUACAGAAUCGUUUGCUGUAUAUACAUAUAAAUAUAUAUCUUUUUAUAGUUCUGUGCUUUGCACAAUCAAAACAUUGGGUGUGUUGCUUUGUCUGUGUUAUUUUCCAAACUGUUGCAGCCUUUUUUAAAGACAUCUUAAAAGACCUUGGACUGUAACUGUUUGCAUUUUUUGUCAAAAUGGUUUACUAGUGGCUUCGACAGAAAAAGAAAAUGUUACCCUGACAGAAUAUAAGGGGGCUGCUUGGCUUACGUUGCUUAUUGUUCUUUUGAGCUGGCAACUGAAUCUUUCCAAGUGUACCAGCAAUGCAAAAAAAAAAUAUAAUAAAAAUUACUAGCUAGCAA
Molecule: messenger RNA, 6055 nt
Organism: Esox lucius (northern pike)
Lineage: Eukaryota; Metazoa; Chordata; Actinopteri; Esociformes; Esocidae
Gene: garre1
Product: granule associated Rac and RHOG effector 1
Exons: 14
Coding region: 1135-4392 (1085 amino acids)
Biological process (GO): Rac protein signal transduction
Molecular function (GO): CCR4-NOT complex binding
Source: RefSeq, a predicted model, not a curated record